UCGGAACAUCCAAGACGAAGAAAUAUCUGUGGUUAAAAUAUGCUUGUUGAGUUGGUGCGCAUUUUAUAUAUAUAAAUGCUUUUCACACAAACGUCUCGAUAUGUGGAAUAAUGUCAUAUUAUUUCAAUACGGAAGUCUGAGCCAUUUGUGGACAGCAAUUAAAGAACACAGCACUACAAAGGAUUUCUAACGUAUUGUGAACAAAGAAAAGCCCUAUAGAGAAGCACAUUAAAGACAUCUAGCUUGUUCAACGACAAUCUUCUUCAGCAACCAUUGACUAGAAUUGCAAAUUUCAAAAAAAUUACUGUAUGCCAAAUAGGAAAUGGCUGGGAUAAACAUUGUAUUAGGAGAUUAUUAUUUGUCAAAGGCGAAAAUUAGGGAGGCAAUUGAAUACUAUGAAAAAUCAUUAGAAAUUCCAGUCCAAAUAGGAAAGAAAAGAAACAAAACACGUGCAUACCUUGGGUUAGGACAUGCUUAUAGAUUAAACAAGCAGUUUCAAAGGGCAAUUGAGUACUAUGAAAAAUUGUUGAAAAUUGCACAGGAACGAGAAGAUAGAGAGAAUGAAACACUUGCAUAUCUUGGCUUAGGACGUGCUUAUAGAUUGAGCAAUCAGAUUCAAACGGCAAUUGAGUACUACGAAAAAUCAUUGAAAAUUGCACAGGAACGAGAAGAUAGAGAUAAUGAAACACGUGCAUAUCUUGGGUUAGGACAUGCUUAUAGAUUGAAGAAUCAGAUUCAAACGGCAAUUGAGUACUUUGAAAAAUCAUUGAAAAUUGCACAGGAACGAGAAAAUAGACAGAAUGAAACAAAUGCAUAUGUUGGCUUAGGGCAUGCUUAUAUAUCUAAUAAUAAAAUGCAAAUGGCAAUGGAGUACUUCGAAAAAUCUUUGAAAAUUGCACAGGAACGAGAAGAUAGACAGAAUGAAACAUUUGAAUAUCUUGGGUUAGGUCAUGCUUAUAGAUUUAACCAUCAGAUUCAAACGGCAAUUGAGUACUACGAAAAAUCAUUGAAAAUUGCACAGAAACGAGAAAGUAGACAGGGCGAAACAGUUGCAUAUCAUGCGUUGGGAUGUGCUUAUAUAUCUAAGAAUAAAAUGCAAAUGGCAAUUGAGUACUUCGAAAAAUCAUUGAAAAUUGCACAGGAAACAGAAGAUAGAGAGUAUGAAACACUUGCAUAUCUUGGGUUAGGACAUACUUAUAGAUUGGAAAAUCGGAUUCGAACGGCAAUUGAGUACUACGAAAAAUCAUUGAAAAUUGCACAGGAACGAGAAGAUACAGAGGGCGAAACACUUGCAUAUCUUGGGUUAGGACAUGCUUAUAGAUUGAACAAUCAGAUACAAACGGCAAUUGAGUACUACGAAAAAUCAUUGAAAAUUGCACAGGAACGAGAAGAUAGAGAUAAUGAAACACUUGCAUAUCUUGGCUUAGGACAUGCUUAUAGAUUGAACAAUCAGAUUCAAACGGCAAUUGAGUACUACGAAAAAUCAUUGAAAAUUGCACAGGAACGAGAAUAUACAGAGGGCGAAACAUUUGCAUAUCUUGGGUUAGGAGAUGCUUAUAGAUUUAACAAUCAGAUUCAAACGACAAUUGAGUACUACGAAAAAUCAUUGAAAAUUGCACAGGGACGAGAAGAUACAGAGGGCGAAACACUUGCGUAUCUUAGGUUAGGACAUGCUUAUAGAUUGAACAAUCAGAUUCGAACGGCAAUUGAGUACUACGAAAAAUCAUUGAAAAUUGCACAGGAACGAGAGAAUAGAGAGAAUGAAACACUUGCAUAUCUUGGCUUAGGAUAUGCUUAUAGAUUGAACAAUCAGAUUCAAACGGCAAUUGAGUACUACGAAAAAUCAUUGAAAAUUGCACAGGAACGAGAACAUGCUUAUAGAUUGAACAAUCAGAUUCGAACGGCAAUUGAGUACUACGAAAAAUCAUUGAAAAUUGCACAGGAACGAGAAGAUAGAGAGAAUGAAACACUUGCAUAUCUUGGCUUAGGACAUGCUUAUAGAUUGAACAAUCAGAUUCAAACGGCAAUUGAGUACUACGAAAAAUCAUUGAAAAUUGCGAAGGAAAAAGAAGAUAGAGAGAAUGAAACACGUGCAUAUCUUGGGUUAGGACAUGCUUACAGAUUUAACAAUCAGAUUCGAACGGCAAUUGAGUACUACGAAAAAUCAUUGAAAAUUGCACAGGAAAGAGAAGAUAGAGAGAAUGAAACACGUGCAUAUCUUGGGUUAGGACAUGCUUAUAGAUUGAACAAUCAGAUUCGAACGGCAAAUGAGUACUACGAAAAAUCAUUGAAAAUUGCACAGGAAAGAGAAGAUAGAGAGAAUGAAACACGUGCAUAUCUUGGGUUAGGACAUGCUUAUAGAUUGAACAAUCAGAUUCGAACGGCAAUUGAGUACUACGAAAAAUCAUUGAAAAUUGCACAGGAACGAGAAGAUAGAGAGAAUGAAACACUUGCAUAUCUUGGCUUAGGACAUGCUUAUAGAUUGAACAAUCAGAUUCAAACGGCAAUUGAGUACUACGAAAAAUCAUUGAAAAUUGCACAGGAACGAGAAGAUACAGAGGGCGAAACACUUGCAUAUCUUGGGUUAGGAGAUGCUUAUAGAUUUAACAAUCAGAUUCAAACGGCAAUUGAGUACUACGAAAAAUCAUUGAAAAUUGCACAGGAACGAGAAGAUAGAGAGAAUGAAACACGUGCAUAUCUAGGAUUAGGACAUGCUUAUAGAUUGAACAAUCAGAUUCAAAGGGCAAUUGAAUACUACGAAAAAUCGUUGAAAAUUGCACAGGAACGAGAAGAUAGAGAGAAUGAAACAAGUGCAUAUCAUGGGUUAGGAUAUGCUUAUAGAUUGAAAAAUCGGUUUCAAACGGCAAUUGAAUACUACGAAAAAUCAUUGAAUUUUGCCCAGGAACGAGAAGAUACACAGGUUGAAACAAGUUCAUAUCUUGGGUUAGGAGUUGCUUAUAGAUUGAAAAAUCAGUUUGAAACGGCAAUUAAAUACUAUGAAAAAUCAUUAAAAAUUACGCAGGAACAAGAAGACAGAGAGAAUGAAACACGUGCAUACCUUGGGUUAGGAAUUGUUUAUAUAUCGAAAAAUCAGUUUCAAGCAGCAAUUAAGUACUACGAAAAAUCAUUGAAAAUUGCACAGGAACGAGAAGAUAGAGAGAAUGAAACACGUGCAUACCUUGGGUUAGGACAUGCUUUUAGAUUCAACAAUCAGUUUCAAGCAGCAAUUGAAUGCUACGAAAAAUCAUUGAAAAUUGCACAGGAACGUGAAGAUAGAGAGAGUGAAACACUUACAUACCUUGAGUUAGGAUAUACUUAUAGAUUGAACAAACAGAUUCAAAGGGCAAUUGAGAACUAUGAAAAAACAUUGAAAAUUGCACAGGAACGAGAAGACAGAAAGAAUGAAACACGAGCAUAUCUUGGGUUGGGACAUGCUUAUAGAUUGGACAAUCAGUUUGAAACGGCCGUCGUGUACUACGAAAAAUCCCUCGAAAAUGCAAAGCAGUUUGGAUAUAGAGAGUAUGCAAUACGUGCAUAUUUUAGUUUAGGAGAUAUUUAUGUUUUAAUUAAUCAUAUUGAAGGUGCGAUUGAAUGCUAUGAGAAGAUUACAACUGAAAAAGGGCGCACGUAUCUUGCUAAAUUUUCAAAAAACGUAGCUGAGGAAUUGUCAUUUGCAGAUUCGUUUACAGAGGAAUUGAAUUCAAAGUCAUCUCAACAGACUCAGCUUGUGUCAGGUGACCCCGAGGACCAGGGAUACGAGCGAGCUUUACGUCUGAAAAGAUUAGGAAAAUGUUAUGUUAAUCUUGGAAGAUUGAGAGAGGGCUUGGAAUGCUUUCAGAAAGCUCUAAAAAUUGUUUCUGGUCGUGGUGAGGAAGCUUUAGAGGGAAUUCUAAAUGAAUGGUGUGGAUAUUGCUGUCGUUUCCUGGAAGGCUGUGAAAAAGAGGCAAAAAUGUUUUACGAGAAGGUAAAAGAAAUCGCAAAAAGCGCUGGAGAAAAGAAUCAAGAAUAUCGUUCAAACGAAGCAAUUGGACAUAUAUCAUGCAAAACUGGGAACUAUAAUCAAGCGAAGGAAUAUUACAACGAAGCGAUCAAGGUUGCUACAGAACUUGACGAUAAACAUCGCGAAGGAUUAUCUUGUCUAAGCUUUGCGGGUGUAUGUUGUAAAGCUGGUGAGGAUGAGAAGGCAGUUCAAUUCUAUGAGAGGGCGGGACAUAUUUUUGAUUCAGAACAUAAAGAUCACAUCCAGCAAAAGAAAGCCCUUGUUGGUUUGGCUGUUUCUUGGUUCAAUCUUGGGAACACUAGAAAAGCGAUGGAAUCAAUUGAAAAAGCUCGAGAACUUGCAAGCCACGUAGAAGUGGAAGCAGAUUCACCAGCAAAAGAAACGAUUUCAAAAGAAACCGAACCAUUUCAAGCAGCAAAUUCUGUUCCAGAAUGGGUAAACUUGGUAACGGAGGAAAUAUGCAACCCAACCAGGACAGAAAGACUGCAGACUGAUGACCUGGUUUGUCUUGAGAGAUACAUGAAAGAAUUUUCUGCUACAUACGUGUAUACUCAUCAGGCGUCGAGAAAGGAACCUCUAACAGAGAAAAUUCGUAAGUCAAUGACAGAGAAUGUCAAGUCGGCAGCUUACAAUAAUUUGUUAGAUCAAAAUAAUCGUACAAAUGACGGGAAAUUUGUCGAUGCGAAUGAAGAAAUUGUAAACUUCGCGAGGAAUGAUGUCUACAAGAAUGUCUCAACUAAAAUGCCUGCAAGACUUCUCGCUUCUUUGGCAACUUAUGUUAAAUCCAUCGCUCGCAUUUCGUGCGGAAAUGCUGUGGGAACGUGUUGGCUUGUUUCGAACAGGCUUGUUAUAACUAACUUUCAUGUUUAUAUGCAAUUCAAUAGUGAAAGAUUGAUUUCUCAACCGAGUAAGGAACAAAAAGCUGCUCAAAAUAAAGUAACAGAAAACACUCAAGGCAUGGCAACAGAAGACACGCACACCAAAGGUAUGGAAAUAGAGGAUUCACAGAAUGGUCAAUUGCCAAUAAACGUUUUAUUUGAUUUCCUCCAUCCAAACGAAGAACAAAAUAGUGUGAUGGUGGAAGUUGAUGAAGAACAUGAUCCUAUGCUCGAGAACCCGCACUUAGAUUAUAAAUUCUUUCGUUUGAAAGAACACCAAGUUCUCAGUGAUCGUCUUUUUCUUGGUCCCAUUGUCCGUAGUUACCCAUUACAAGAGGGGCGAGUUAUCAUCAUUGGUCAUCCGGGCGGUAAGGAAAUGCAGGAAGAAGCAUGCGUCGUUGUUAGCGAUCAUUCUUGGCGUGAAAAACUUAAUGUAAGGCAUGGUGUUCAAACUGGUGUACACAUGACCAACACAGAACUGCUUAAAGCAACUAAACGAUACGUGGAUUGCCUUCCAUACGACACAAGCCUAUUUUCUGGUUCCAGUGGUUCCCCAGUUUUCGAUUUUGAUGGAAAGAUCGUCGCGAUGCACACGCAGGGAUACACACUGAGGACGGCAGAACAAACACGCUGUUCGCUGAUGGAGUUUGGUGUGCAAUUUAGUGCGGUAUGUAAAGAUAUAAAGCGAAAAUAUGAAGCAAAUGAAAGCAAAAUUAAUGUCGACGAACUUUUUCCCAAUUAUAACAUGAAUCAGCCGAUGGAUGUAGAAUAACUGUACUAUAUAUUAGGACCGGAAUUUGGUUCAGUCUGCUUUUUAGGACAAAUUAAAAUAAUCGCUUGUCAUAAAAUUAAGUAAGGUUUUCCCAGCGCCAGUGGCGUAUAAUUUAAUUUUUAUCAUGUAGAAACAGUCGUUUGAAAUAGUACUGAUAUUUUUAGGAUUGAACAAGGAAAUACUUUGCAAUUAGCCUUUCUCACGAUGACGAAUAUGCCGCCA
This is a messenger RNA of Dendronephthya gigantea, 5872 nucleotides long. Its product is annotated as tetratricopeptide repeat protein 28-like. The record is from RefSeq and is a predicted model, not a curated record. The transcript is spliced from 7 exons. Lineage: Eukaryota; Metazoa; Cnidaria; Anthozoa; Malacalcyonacea; Nephtheidae. The coding region runs from base 323 to 5650 and encodes 1775 amino acids. Gene Ontology annotation, molecular function: protein binding.